Lottia gigantea (owl limpet) is the source of this 951-nucleotide messenger RNA. RefSeq lists its product as hypothetical. The transcript is spliced from 6 exons. Lineage: Eukaryota; Metazoa; Mollusca; Gastropoda; Lottiidae. The record is from RefSeq and is a predicted model, not a curated record. Bases 1 to 951 code for a protein of 316 amino acids.
AUGUCGUGGAAACCAGUAGAUUCUAGAUCAAACUCUCAUACCAAUGUUCCAGAUUAUGAGAAAAUGCUACAUAAUCCCCAUUAUUCAGGUUGGGGUGAAAAAGAAGACAAUGUACAUCCUGUUAGAUCCCGUAGUCCACCAACCAGUCAAUAUCACCCCGAAAACACAACCCACGAACCUAGAAUUUAUCAACCAUCUAAAUAUAACCUAGUGUCGGGUGGAGGAAGUCAUUAUGAUUCUACGUAUCGAGAUUACAGUGCCCCUACCCGCGAGGGAACUGUACAGUAUUUAUCUAGUGAUGGAUAUGAGAAAGUAGGACACAAGACGGACUACGGUUUUAAAACAUUGCCGUCAUAUCAAAGUGAGGUUCCUCACCAAACUUCCAGUUAUUCUGGAGGGCAUAAUUACCGAACUUUACCGCUACGUUCAAACCCAAACGAUUUAGUGUACCGAACUCCUGUUAAAUCAUCAAUACAUGAAGAGAGAAACCAUCCCCCGGCCCAGGGAUACGUACAUCGUGAUGAUCACCCUGGUACUAGUCUCCACUCUACCAGUAACCUACGUCACUCUACCGGAGAUCUACGUCACUGGCAACAGUUACAUCAAGAACAGCUAUUACAUCAACAUAUUGAAACUCAGGCGUUGUAUGAUAAACCAGCGUCUGUCUCUAUAGAUAAUUUAUUUAAACAACUCAGUUUAAAAGAGGAAGAUGUGUCACGCUGGGAGCCGAUACGACGAGCGGCAGACGGAAUAAUACAGGAGAAAAAUAUGAUCAUUGAAAAAUUAAAGAAUCGUAUUCUACAGUUAGAAGAAGACUGUAGUUUAAAUGAGACAAGAUUAAAACAUGCUCUAAUUAAUCAAGAUGAUACAGGUGAUACAUUACAUCAUAAAAUACAGUUUUCACGGCUUAUUCGGCUUAUUCGUCUUAUCCGACUAGUAUAUAUGGCUUAG